UUCAAACGAACUCUGGAGCGGUUCGUUUGUGGUGAGAACACGGUCCGAGACCGAACAGACCUAACUGCAAAAAUUAUUGCGCAUUUUGAACUAAACCAGCUGCCGUACUCAGCGGCGCUGUGCAUUAUGGGAUGAGGAAGUGCUUGUUGACAGUUUACAUUAGCAGUAUUAGCACAACAAUGGCAGGUCGCAGACAGACUUGGAGUUGCGAGGAGGUGCGAAACCUCAUAGAAAUUUGGUCUGAUGAACAUAUUAGAUCACAACUUUCAAAAACUCAUAAGAACAGCGCGGUUUUCUCUUUUUUUAGCAAACAGCUCAGGGAUAGGGGAUUUCAUUGUUCUGUGGAGCAGUGCCAGGUUAAGGCGAAAAAACUCCGCCAGCAGUACAUCCAAGUGCGAGAUGCACUUAAAAAAACAGGCAGCUCGGUGACGAGAAAGACAAGUUCCCCUGGUACGAUGAUCUGGACAAAAUACUUGGGACAAAACCGGACGUUGAUCCAGUGGAUGUUGUUGAGUCCCAUGAAUAUUCAACUUCGUCCUCUUCCAAUGAUGCUAACACAGGUGACCGGGCUACCGCAUCUGACACAGAUAUUGACGUGGGAGAUUCAAGCAAUGUAUCAUCCCAUACUGAUAUCUCAAUCACUGCUGCUGCUGAUGAAGGAGUGUCUGAUGAUCCAAGCACAGAGAGCAAUGUCAAUGAAGAAAGCAUCAGAGGAGGGAGACUGCCCAUUCCUGGAGCCAAAGCUCGAAAAAGAAAGAAAAAGUCUUGUAAAGCUGAUGAUGAAGUCCAGUCAUAUAUGAUGGACAACAAAAGGAUGCUGACAGAUUUGCAAAGAGCUGAAGAAAGCCAAGUGGCUCAAGAGGCUGCCUGUUUUGAGAGAAUACUUAAGGCACAACAGGAAGCCGAGGAGAGAAGAUUCCAGGUAAUGCAGGCACAGCAACAGGCCACUAACCAAA
Messenger RNA from Misgurnus anguillicaudatus (oriental weatherfish), 956 nucleotides. RefSeq lists its product as uncharacterized. The record is from RefSeq and is a predicted model, not a curated record. Lineage: Eukaryota; Metazoa; Chordata; Actinopteri; Cypriniformes; Cobitidae.